This is a messenger RNA of Pieris macdunnoughi, 2160 nucleotides long. The record is from the annotation of a GenBank genome assembly. Lineage: Eukaryota; Metazoa; Arthropoda; Insecta; Lepidoptera; Pieridae.
AUGGCGAAGUCGGCGCCUGUGAACGAUGUGCUAUGUAGCGCCGUGGAAUAUUUAGUGAAGCUUGGUUCUAAUCUACGAAGACGUUCUGAGACGCUAAAAGAUAAACGGAUAAAAAAAGAAAAACUAAGAAAUACGCUAGCCGUGCAAAAGGCGGCUAAUAAGGUUUUACUUUUAUGCGAAUUGUCGAAGAAAUCGAUUGUGACUGUUGAAUCCAGUGUCAACACCAUUUUAUCUCAAAUCAAAACUCUUCAAGGCAGUGCAUAUAGCGGGAAAAGUUAUAGUUCAGAAAAUAUCUCCAAUUACGAAUAUUUUGAAUAUAACUCUAGGCGGCUAAAAAUUCGACAAAAGUUUAAUUUAAAGCACUAUACUUCUGCCAAAGUAGUAGCAACUGCAAUGCCAACUUCUCUAGCAAGCAAAUAUCCAGUGUUUUACGAUUGUAAAUUAUUAAGAUUGCGAAAGAGAGCUAAAAGAAAUGAAGAAAAUUCUAAAUCCACAAAUUCUGAAACAUUUAAAUCUGUGUCAUUUAAUGAUAGCAUUGUUGUAUGUGGAGAAAAUGAAAAAAGUGGUAUUGCAUGUAGUAAUAGUGAUGAACUAAGUCAAAAUCUUGUAGCUGAAGGUAAUAAAAAAAAUCCAACAAAGAGAAAGCUAAGUUCAUCUGAAGAUGGCUCAGAGGACUGUACAAAAUCAAUCAAUAGAAAAAAGGUUAAUAGUAUUGAAUUAGAAAGAAAGUCCAGUAAAAAAGGUAACCCAUAUGCUAAUAUAGAAAAACAGGAUUUAGUAAAAAACAACCCUGAAAAGAACUCUACUGUAAAUGAAAUGAAUAAAAAUGAUGGAACUGACAAUUCUAUCCAGACAUCUUUUAAUGAGAAUGUAAUGGAGUCUUUAAUAAAUAAAGAUACUCAUGCAGAAGAUGAAAAUGAUAUUAAGUCUAAUGAUGAAAGAGAGGAAGAAAAUUUGAAAUCUCAGUCAGAAAAUAUUGCAAUUACAAAUAAUUAUGAAAGUGACAGAAGUGAAGAUUCAAAUUCUUCUAAAAAAACUUACAUCAAAUGUGUUAACAUAAAUAGGCUGUUAAGACCUGACAAAAUUCCAAAAGAUCUGCCACCAGUAGUAAUAGAAAGUGACAGUGAUGACAAUCUUAAUAAAAACCCUAAGCCAAAAAAGAAAUCUAAGCAUAAAAGUAUUAAUUCAAAGUGCAAUUUAACAACCUUUAAAACCUAUACACAAUACGGGAAAAAAGAGAAAGAUGUACACAAUUUCAAACCAUGUAAAUUUAGUAUACAUAUUACUAGAUUGCCUAAAUUGACACCUGAGUAUUUACUUUCCCAAAAUUUAAAAAGAAUUGUCCAAAAUGAAACAGUAUUAUGUGAAAUAUCCUCAACAGUUGUUACAGAUAUACCAAGUGAACAAAGUGGUAAGUCAAAUGAUGGUAAAGAAAAAUUAAAGCUAGAUGAAGACAUCUUGGCAACUAAAACUUCUUUACUCCAUCACUCAGACUCAGAACUAUCUGAUGAUGACACCAGUAAUGUAAAUGAAACAGUAAAAAAGCAACUUCUUUGUGACUCGGACUCUGACAAAGAAAACCCAAAAGACAAUUCACCGUAUAAUAACAAAAAUGAUAGUGGUAAAGAAGCUAUACAUACAAAUGAAACAAUAGAACAAAAUCUAGAUAAGGAUAAGUGUAUUGAAGACAGAGUUAGAAAAAAGUCAAACAGCAUAGAUAGUGAUAGUAAUAAUAUAGUCCAACAAAAAGAAAGUAAACUGGAUUCACACAGAGUUUUAUUAACACCAGACAUUACCAACAAAGAAACAAAUGAAGAUUGUGAUUUAUUUGAUAAGUUAAAGGAUUCUGUAGAACAAUCUGAUAACAAUGAAUGUAUUGAGACACCAGAAUCAAAACAAAUAAGACUCUUUGAUAGUACAACAAAAAGAAAGUUUCUAUCUUUUUCAUCAAGUUCAGACACAGAAGAUGAACAGCUUAAAAAAACAUAUGAGAAGAUAAGAGAAGAUUUACUUAGAGACAGUCCAGAAAAAGAAUUGCUAAAUAAAUCAGGAUCUGAAUCAUCCAAAUCAAAUACUAGUGGGGAUAGUGAUACUAAAUUAAAGAAACGCAAGUUAACUAAAAGAAGAGCAAAUGAAAAUAGCAAGGUUAGGAUUACAUAA